AUGGGAAUACCGUUCUCAAGACAGAUCAAUGCCGCCUUCGACGAGGUCAGCCCGCUCGUCGCGUCAGGCUUCCAGGUCCUACAGACAAUCAAGAACAUCGCAAUAAUACUCGCUGUAAUUCAAGUCUUAACGGUCUUAUUCAUUGCGCUGAUACUAGGGGUGCUUGUGGCCCUACUCGUUUCAAUCAACCCAGACCUGGAGUCGGAACGCCAGGCUAUCGUGACACCGUAUGUGAAG
Baudoinia panamericana UAMH 10762 is the source of this 237-nucleotide messenger RNA. RefSeq lists its product as uncharacterized. The record is from RefSeq and is a predicted model, not a curated record. NCBI's taxonomy places the organism in Eukaryota, Fungi, Ascomycota, Dothideomycetes, Mycosphaerellales, Teratosphaeriaceae. The transcript has a single exon. The annotation marks the transcript as partial.